Molecule: messenger RNA, 1356 nt
Organism: Fraxinus pennsylvanica
Lineage: Eukaryota; Viridiplantae; Streptophyta; Magnoliopsida; Lamiales; Oleaceae
Source: the annotation of a GenBank genome assembly
AUGGCUUCUAAUGUUCUUACGAGCAAAAAAUAUCUUGUACUGAAAACACACGAUGCAAGCCUUAUAGACAUAUUUCAUAUUCUAUUUACCAAAGACAUAGAGAGCAAAGAUUUUGUGGAAACACUCGAAGUGAAACAAGAAAUUCUCAAGGAAAGGGGAGUUAUUUUUCUCUCUAUGUUGUCACAGAAGAUUCUUCAAUACAAUAAAAAGACAUUGUAUUUGUUCGGUUCAACGUUUGAGAUGUGGCUGAACCUUUUGGGAAAUAAAAAUAACUUUAGAAUGUUCUUAUCUGCUCUUUUGCGAGGGAAGAUGGAGUUACCAAACCAGCAAUCCUUCAAUUUUUUAUCCACUAUUGGGUUUCUAGACAACAGGGUGGAGUUGGACAAGAAAAUUAAACCUGGGGACAGUAAGUAUUUUGCAGCUCUUACAGCCAUGGCCUCGAAAAUAGCCUACGAGAACGAAGAAUUCAUCCAAGUUGUGGUUAAAAAAAUAUGGAAGAUGGAUUUUCUGGGAUUUUAUGAUUGUUGGGAUGAGAGACAUCAGGCAAAUACUACACAAGGCUUCAUGUUCCAUGAUAAAAACACUAAUCCUGAGACGAUAAUUGUGGCUUUUCGAGGUACUGAUCCCUUUAAUGCAGAUGACUGGACUACGGACAUCGACAUAUCAUGGUACAAAUUUGAUGCCAUUAACGGCAGAGUCCACGGUGGUUUUAUGAAAGCUCUAGGCCUAAAGUUAGACGGAAGUUGGCCCCGGGAUGACGGGGCUUAUAAUGCCAUAACCAAAGACCUGAAAAAUCAUUUAGAGAAUAACAUUCGGACAAGAUUCAUUAUCACUGGUCACAGCUUAGGUGGAGCGCUUGCGAUUCUGUUUCCAGCCGUUUUAGAAUUGCACAAGGAGGCCGGUGUACUAAAACGACUAGAAGGUGUAUAUACAUUUGGACAGCCUAAGGUUGGAGACAAAAAAUUUGGAAAGUUUAUGGAUAAGCUGUUGCAAUACUAUGGAGUUAAGUACUAUAGGUUUGUUUAUAGUCACGACAUUGUGCCUCAGAUGCCUUAUGAUGAUUCCGUGCUAAUGUUUAAGCACUUCGGUACAUGUAUCUAUAUCAAUUGCAUCUAUGAAAGAAAGAAUGUUGAAGAAGAAUCAUAUAAGAACUACAUUGACGUUGUUACGAGGAGGAUCGAUGCCUUUUGGGAGCUAGUAAGAAGUUUUAUUCUUCCUCGUAUAUUUGGAUCAGAGUAUAAGGAACGUUUACUACUCCAAAUGUUUCGACUGGUGGGAUUCAUAAUUCCUGGUUUUCCUGCUCAUGGUCCACAAGAAUACAUUAAUGCAACUCGAUUGGCGAACUACUCGUUGUGA